Penicillium riverlandense is the source of this 828-nucleotide messenger RNA. RefSeq lists its product as uncharacterized. Bases 1 to 828 code for a protein of 275 amino acids. The transcript has 3 exons. NCBI's taxonomy places the organism in Eukaryota, Fungi, Ascomycota, Eurotiomycetes, Eurotiales, Aspergillaceae. The record is from RefSeq and is a predicted model, not a curated record.
AUGUCUUCCAGCGAUCACCCAGAGUCCGGGGUGUCCGCCAACCCCAGCAACGAGCAUGAGCUGGGGCCGACCACUUCUCCGCAAACAUUGCAGCCGCAAGCUCCACCGACGCAAGGCACAUCUGCAUCUGUCCCGGCCGUAUCGGGCCCUGUCGCAGACACGCCCGCCUCAACCGCCCAGGCCGACGGCAACGACCGGCCAGGCGAUGCGAACCACCCCGCAACCACCGGUGGCGAAAGCGUCGCCCCCGUGACAGCAACGACCACGACCCAGACCACCUCGACUCCCCCCACCAACGCUGACGCUCUCCAACCCUCCGAUGCACCCUCAAUGGCUGUUCAAGAACCCAAGCCUGCUGUAGACCUGUCUUCCGAUCCCUCGGAUGACGUUGAGGAACCGAAGGAGGUCGAGGAGGAUGCCGGCCCGUCACUGGCGAUUACCCUACUGUUGACCACGGGCUCGCGCCACCCGUUCACAAUCGAUGGAAAGUAUUUGCGGAAGCGCUCAGUCAAUGUCGAGAACUACGAUCCGUUCGCGAUGAGCGUCUACACAUUGAAGGAAUUGAUCUGGCGGGAGUGGCGAUCUGAUUGGGAAACCCGACCCUCGUCACCGAGUUUCAUUCGAUUGAUCUCGUUUGGAAAGCUGCUGGAUGAUAAGUCACCUUUGACCGACUUGAAGUUUAGCCGGGACGCUCCCAAUGUCGUCCAUAUGACUGUGAAGCCGCAGGAGAUGGUCGAAGAAGAGGACGCCAAAGGAGCCAAGGCACAGUACAGCCGAGAGCGCGAAGCCAGCGAACGCAGCCCAGGAUGCCGCUGUGUGAUUCUAUGA